Messenger RNA from Drosophila innubila, 746 nucleotides. RefSeq lists its product as uncharacterized. The record is from RefSeq and is a predicted model, not a curated record. The transcript is spliced from 4 exons. Gene Ontology annotation, biological process: mitochondrial respiratory chain complex I assembly. Bases 82 to 588 code for a protein of 168 amino acids. Lineage: Eukaryota; Metazoa; Arthropoda; Insecta; Diptera; Drosophilidae.
GACAGGGUGGCAGCCUUCCACAGUGUGGAACAGAACAGCUGUGCUGCGUUUGGAAAUAAUUACGUAAAUUCGGCAGAAAACAUGUCGUUCUUACGCUCCAAAUACUACGAUCAUCCCGAUGGCGAAGAUGCCUUUGGAAAGAUUGUGGCCACCAACAAAUAUGCUGUCGUUACCGGACUGGCGUGGUCCACAGUGGACGUAUUGACGUUGUCCAAGCCUAAAGGCUACAUACCCACGAUUGGACGCUUUGCGUACAACACGGGCCCGUUGAUGGGCAUGGCCACAGCAUUUACGCUAACCACGCUCGCUGCCACAAACAUACGCGGCAAGGAUGAUAAAAUAAACUAUAUGAUUGGAGGCUUUGCUGCUGGUGGCGUCUAUGGUGCGUGGAAACACAGUCAUGUUGCUGGCUUAGUCGCUGGUCUCUUCCUAGGCAUGGCCGGUGUCAUCAAGAAGAUGUCCAUUGAACAGGGCUGGGAAUUCUUCCCGAACUCACCCACGCAUCAAUAUGGUAGCUUAAACGUUGCGCAGAACGAUUAUUCUCUUAUGUCCGAGCGUCCCAAAACCUGGACCGCAGAAAAGAAGUAAUAGCAGAUAUAAAAUGUGUGCAAGAGCCAAUCACUGACCAUGGUUAAUAAGCUCUUGCGUCUGUUUAGCUAAUAAUGUAAUAAAAGGAAAACUGGCACUUGUAAAGCUUCGAAAACGCAACCGAAUAAAUGCCAAGUGAGUGGUGAUAAUCUACAACA